Molecule: messenger RNA, 1391 nt
Organism: Camponotus floridanus (Florida carpenter ant)
Lineage: Eukaryota; Metazoa; Arthropoda; Insecta; Hymenoptera; Formicidae
Product: protein phosphatase methylesterase 1
Exons: 8
Coding region: 1-1164 (387 amino acids)
Biological process (GO): protein demethylation
Molecular function (GO): protein methylesterase activity
Source: RefSeq, a predicted model, not a curated record
AUGUCUGCUCUUCAAAAGUCAAUUUUAAAAUCCAGGUUACCACCGUCAGCUGUCAAUUUUUCGGCAUUAAAUUCCAGAAUUAAUAAGUCAAGAACCCAGAGAAAAAGAGAUUACGAUCCGGUACAGUGGAAUCCGUACUUCGAUCAUUCCAAAGAUGUGCCAAUAGGACAGAAUACAUUUCAUGUUUACAUCAAAGGCACUGAAGGGCCAUUAUUAGUUUUAUUGCACGGUGGUGGUUACAGUGGUUUAACAUGGGCAGAACUUACAAAAUCGAUUAUGACAAUGGUAUUGUGUAGAGUUAUGGCUAUUGAUCUUAGAGGUCAUGGAGAUACUCAUACUACAGAUGAUGAAGAUUUGUCCGCAGAUACUUUAGCAUCGGAUGUUGCAGCUAUUAUAGAUGCAAUUGCAGAUGACGCUCCAAUAAUUCUUGUCGGCCACAGUAUGGGUGGAGCAGUAGCUGUGAAAGCAGCUCCAUUAAUUCCAAAUUUAUAUGGAUUAGGAGUUAUAGAUGUCGUAGAGGGUACAGCAAUGGAUGCAUUAGCUUCUAUGCAGAGUUUUUUAAGAUCUCGGCCAUCUAGUUUUAACACUAUAUCUCAAGCUAUAGAAUGGUGCGUUCGCAGUGGACAAAUUCGUAAUAUACAGUCUGCAAAGGUCUCAGUUCCUGGACAAAUAAAGAACAUUGAAACUAACAAAUUAGCAACUCAUGAUAUUGACUCAUUGCCAACCCAAUACAACACAUGUGAAUCUAAUCCAGAACCAGUUAUAACACGAGAUGAUAUUAUCCAAGAGGAAGAAUCAUUUAGUAUGCCACCACCAUCAUCACCUGCAUCUUCUACUGUUUCUGCUAACAGGAAAUAUGUAUGGAGAAUAGAUUUGGCAAAGACAGAACAGCAUUGGUUUGGUUGGUUUAAAGGAUUAUCAACCGCAUUCUUGAAUGUUCCAGUUCCAAAAAUGUUAUUGUUAGCAGGAGUUGAUAGAUUAGAUCGUGAACUUACUGUAGGACAAAUGCAAGGUAAAUUCCAAAUGCAAGUUUUACCCGCAUGUGGACAUGCUGUUCAUGAAGACGUUCCAGAUAAAGUAGCUGAAGCUAUCGCUACAUUUAUGGUCAGGCAUAAGUUUGCAGAACCAGCCUCGGAUUUUCCACGGACUUUUCCGGCUUGUUAAAAAAAAUGAACUAUUGUAAUGUAAAUUAUUAAAUAAUGCGAAGGAUUUUUUUUUAAUUAGUCAAUGACGAUUUUAUUUAUUUCAAGAGAAGUUAUAAUCACCAAAUAUAAAAACAUACAUCAUACAUGUGUAAAUAAAGACAUUUAGUUUAAUGAGAAAAAUAAAAAUUGUUCUUAUACAUGUAAAUUGUCUUCUUUUAUCGAAGUUUAAGCUUGUCAAAUUUUAAU